UGAAUUGCUCUAGAAAAUGAAAUAAAAGUGAAGAAAGAAGAGAAAAAAAAAACAACAACAACAAUAACUAUACCCAAGAAGAUAACACACAUAACGUAUCCCCCAGGAAUCGUUCGCUCUUUCUCUUCAUAUCUUAUCGUGUGUCGUGAGUCGUGAGUAGUGAAUACAUAUAUAUCAGAAUAGCAGUACAUCCAUCGCUAACCAAAUGAAACCAAAAACAACAAAAAACCAACCCUUCGCUUUUGGUUCUGUUCGGCGUACGGUAUAAGGCACAAUCGGUCGGUCUUUAGCAGGGGUGUGCUAUAAGUACGACUCUACGACGACGAAGAGUAGAUAGAUAAAUAUAUCGGCGAAAAAUAAAGUCAGAAAACCCAAACUGAACUCAACUCAACUACAAAAACUUAACUCACAAAAUAAACGACACGAAAUCCAGAACAGAAAAAGCCCAAAAAUAAUAACGCGCUGCUUAGCUCAGCUCUGUAGCUCUAUAGUCUCUGGUCUCUGGUCUUUGGUACUCAAAAUUUUCAAAACUCGCUUGCGGUUGUAGUGAUAAAUGGUCGCACUUCGCUCUGGAAUCGAUUGUUAAACGACACGACGACCGAUACGACGCGGCGAUAUUAUAAGCGUUUGAAAAAUAGAAAUUAAAAAUACCAAAAUUUAUUCCUCAAAAAAAAUUAAUUUUAUCCUAAAAAUGCUUAUAUCUAGAUAGUGUGUAUGUUUUUAUUGUUUUCUAAUUUACAAAUUUAAAUAUUGAAAAUAUACAUAAUAGAAAAAUAUAAUAACGUUUUCAAUUCAUUCAAGAAAAUAAUGAAAGAAAAUAAAAAACAAAAAUUAACCUAAAAAGUGCUUGUUUCGAAUUUUAAGCAAUUUUCAGAAAUGUAUUUUUAAAAAAAUAAGUUGAUAACCGUUUUUUUCGAGUUACGACGAUUUUUCAUUCAAUUCGCGGAUUUUCAAGUGAAAAACAGCUCCAAAAAUAUAAUAAGAAUAAAAUACAACAAAAUGAAAAGUUAAGUGAAGAAAAUAGAUAUACGUAGAUGGGAGAAAGAUGAUGGUGAAAAUGAUGAUGAUAAUGAUGAAAAUGGUGAUGAUGAUGAUGAUGAUGAAGUGAUAGUAUAGUUGAGCUUACAUACAUACAUAUAAAAAUACAUAUAUAUUAUAUAAAAUAUCUCUAAAUGAAGAGGGAAACGACGACGACGUCGACGACGAGAUAUCCCAAAAAAGAACGGAAGUGUUGAGUGCGUCGUUUUAUUAAGAAGACGUUGACGGGUUUUUUAUUUUAUCCGUUCUCGUUUUGAUCCGAGCGCUCGGUUCCUUUUCGGAGGCGAUGAAAAAUAAAGUUAAAUGAAAGAAUUGAAAAUACAAAGUUUUCUCAGUUUUUCCUCAAAAAUGCAUUUUCUAAAUCACAUUCAAAAAUUUCAUCUAAAAUAAAACGAAACACAAAUUAAAAAAAAAAGAAAACACAUAGCAAUGGGAGUAACGACCACCGAAUUUUCACUAUUGGGACCAUUUUGUGGAUAAGCGAAAAAUAAAAUAAAAAUAAGGGAGAUACAGCACAAUAACAACAACAACAACAACACCACACCACACCAAUCAAUUGAGGACGACAAAAAUGACAAUAUACAGUAAUAUAUUGUUUUAAAUUUUUACUAAAAAAAACCCACGAGAAAUACUGCUCAGCACAAUCUAUUCGUCGAAACAUCCUUCAUCAUAAUAUUUAAACAAAAAAAUAGAUAAUAAUUUAUAGAUGUUUAGCUUUUCGAUAAAUCAUUUCGAAUCCGCAACCCGCAUCAUCAUUAAAAUUAUUAUCGAUUUCCUUUGAUAGUGUUUAAAAAAGAAAACACUCAAAAACAAACAAAAUUCAUUGCUGCCAAAGAAUUCAUCACAUAGCAUCGCGCAUCUUUGUCGAAAAAAAAUCAAUAACUCACAUCAUCAGUUAGGCAAUCAGUCAGGAUAUAUGUAACAUAGCUUAGAUACAUUAGCUACAGCGCAUAUAUACAUAUUGUACAGCAUACAGCAUGUUCGAAUGUUUUCGAAAAGUGAUAUAAAUAAAACUUCAUUAAACGGGCAGUGCAGCCCCGCGGCUUGCAUAAAAAGGCAAUCGCUUAGAGUUACACGCGCAACCCACUACUAAAUGCAGUGGAAGAAGAAGUUUACUCGAUUGAAAGCAGCUACUGGACAUUCGCGUGCGCGAAGGAUGCUUUGUUGUGGACGAAGGAAGGAAAAUGGAAGAUCAGUUCCUGAUGUUACAGCUAGCCCGGGACGUGCUCCACCUGGGCCGUUGCCAUCAAAUCAAAUGCAACAAAUGGGUGGACAGCAACAACAAAGACAGCAAGGUGUCAAAGAACCUGUUCUAUUGCAGGGUGACUUCCGCAAGGUGUCGGGCAUUAGUUCGGAAAUUUUCCGGCAGAUAGAAGCGGUUGAGAAUGAUCAUGAUCCAAAUACAGCUGCAGCAUUGGAGGCCGUUGAGAGGCGUGGUGAGAUGAUAGUUAGAAUUUUAGAACCCCGUAGUAUCGGUGGCAAGCAUGCUGUUGAAGCUGCUCAUAAGCUUAUGGCAAAGGGUGAUGCGAGACAUACGGUUCAGCUAGUUGAAAUUGUGAAACGACCAGGCCAAACUCUAGGUCUAUAUAUACGCGAAGGAAAUGGAGCUGACCGGACUGACGGCGUUUUUAUAUCUCGAAUAGCUUUAGAAUCUGCCGUUUACAAUAGUGGAUGUCUCAGGGUGGGCGAUGAAAUCUUAGCGGUAAAUUUAGUUGACGUGACGCACAUGUCCCUGGAUGAUGUUGUUAUUAUCAUGUCCAUUCCACGACGUUUGGUGCUGGCCAUUCGACAACGACGUGGUGCUCGUGGUACCAGCUCACCUGGCCCACCAACACUUUCCCGACCCGAACAAAAGCCACCGCCAGUUGUUGUCAUCAAACGCGACCUCAGAGACGAAGACUUAGAUGAUGCGGAUCGCAUGCCACGUUCCCGGUCAUCACGUGAAAGACGUACAGGUGAUGGCAGGGAAAUGACAGAGUCCCGAUCAAGGCUUGGCCUAGGUUUGAAUAAUUACAGUCCUCAGAGUGAGCAGCUAGAUCUUUAUUAUAACACGCGGGCAAAUGUUAUGCAAGAACCACCCAGUUGGGGCUAUAAGCCACCACCACCACCGUCAGUGAUUACCGAACAACCGAAGAGUCAUUCGUUUGCCCCAUCAUCAGCCUACUACCAAAAUGCUGGCACUCUUGAAAGCCUCGCCGAAAAGGUCCACUCCUUCUAUCCGGGGCCGUCACGCCGCAUGUCAGCAGGAGCUGGAGUGAGCUUAGCUCAGCAGCAUGCACGCUUUCCACGCAGCGGUUCGGAUCAGCAUCUGCCGCGGGUUGAGUACUCGGAUUAUUCGUCCUCUUUGGGUAGGCAUUCUUUGCUUAGAUCAAGUCUUAAGCCAGGUGCACUCACAUCAGCUGGUGGUACCCUAGGUCGAUACGGAAGGUAUGAGCCACAGUCACGCAACUCCAAGUAUGGUGUACCACCCAGUGCUGCCUCGCAGUCGCUAACUCGCAGAUCAAGACCAUCUAUUGACUACUCUAGUGAUACAGAGGCAACGAUCGGUCAAAGGCCCAGCUACUACUACUAUAAUCGGCCAGCGAUCGGGAGCAUACCUCGUGGCACGACAACUGGCAUAUUGGGUGGUAAUAUUGCUCAAGAUUCGGCCAAAUUCAAUUCACUGCCAAGAGAACGUCCCGGAGUUCGCAUGAGUGGCAUCAGGCCGCGCAUCAGUGAUCGAAUUAUGGACGAUGCCGAUGGAAAUCUCUCUGCACCGGAAUUCACUGGACGCCGGGAUUUGCGGGAACGCGAUCUGCGAAGCAGAAUAACAGCAAGUCCUUCGAUUUUCACUUCCGAUGAGUACAGGGCUUGGUUGAGACGUGCUCCAAGCAGUUCUGCCAUUGCGGAACAGAUGCGCCUUACCAGGGACUUGCUCAGCCAGCCACGAAGUCACAGGUUCUCUUGCAGUGCUGAAAACAUCCACGACGCUCUAAAGAACACUGAGAGCAUCUACAGCAGUCGAACGGGAGUAAUGACCGGAACUCUCGACCGCCAUCUUGGUAUGCCACGACCUAUAUCUUCCUUACCGGUCAGAUCGAUGUCCUCGCAGCACAUUGGUGGUCCCUCGUCUAUCCGAUCGCCAAGCAUCCGACGGAUGAGACAGCUUUUGGAACUAUCAACAGGCCCCGCCAGUCCAAGUGGAAGCAUCCUAAGUGGAGGUGGCCAUCAGAGUCCAGCUCCAACGCCAAGCGCAACAUUGCCCCGAUCACAUCGUCAGAUCGACAUAAAUCCAGCCGAGUUCGCAAAAUACAAGCUCGACAAGCCCAUCAUGGACGUGGGAGGCGUAUCGGGCAUGCUCUGGAUUCAUCUACUGGCCGGACGUGGUCUACGAACAGCCCCAGAAAUCAACCAGCCUGGAGCUCCACAAGCUCAGAGCCGUGAUCUGUAUUGCGUUCUCGAGUGUGAUCGCGUGCACAAGGCAAGAACUGUUGUCCGCUCGGGAGACCUCCAGUUCGACUGGGACGAAUCCUUUGAGUUGGAUCUGGUGUGCAAUAAGCAAUUGGAUGUGCUCGUCUAUUCGUGGGAUCCCCAGCACAGACAUAAACUCUGCUAUCGCGGUGCAAUCUCCUUGGCAUCCCUCCUGCGACAGUCACCAUUGCAUCAGCUGGCCCUCAAGGUGGAGCCCCGUGGCACGAUUUACAUCCGUCUGCGACAUACAGACCCUAUCACUUUGUAUAAGCGCCGUGGUCUGCCAAGCCUCCGGGCUGGUUACCCACAGCUGUUCGGGGCCGAUUUGGAGACUGUUGUAAGUCGCGAGUCAAAGGGAGCUCCUGGCAGUGCACCCGUUCCAAUAGUUCUGCGUCGUUGUGUGGAAGAAGUCGAACGCCGUGGCUUGGACAUCAUCGGACUGUAUAGAUUGUGUGGAUCGGCUACGAAAAAGAGGCUUCUGCGUGAGGCUUUCGAAAGGAACAGCAGAGCGGUCGAACUGAGCCCGGAACAUGUUCCUGACAUCAAUGUCAUAACUGGAGUCUUGAAGGACUACUUAAGAGAGCUUCCGGAACCACUGUUCACUAGGUGUCUAUUCCAAAUGACUGUUGAUGCUUUAGCUGUUUGCUUACCCGACGAUCCUGAAGGAAACGCAAAAUUGAUGCUGAGUAUCCUCGAUUGUCUACCAAGAGCAAAUCGGGCAACCCUUGUGUUCCUGCUGGACCAUUUGUCACUAGUGGUAUCGGCCUCGGAGCGUAACAAGAUGUCAGCUCAAGCCCUCGCCACAGUCAUGGGUCCACCUCUAAUGCUCCACUCCUCGAGUGCACCCCCUGGCUCUGAUAUCGAUCAUGCUCAACCCAUAGCCGUAUUGAAGUACUUGCUCCAGAUCUGGCCUCAACCACAGAUUGGCGGUGGUGGAAUGGGCUCACUCUCCACAGUUGGAGUCUCGGCCAUUGUCGGUCCAUCCUCAGGUCGGCGCGGCGAGUCAACAGGGCAGCGUGGAAGCAAAGUCAAUGUGUUGCAAGUGGACAAACACCAGCAGCAGGCCAGUCUUCUUCGGCCGUCCAUUUCGGUAACCAACAUACUAUCCCAAGGCCAACAUCAUCUCUCAGCCACAGCCAGCACUCAUCUGUAUCAAUCAGUAGUGGGUCAGUUAGCUCAAUCGCCUCGAGCCUUGCAACAAGCGGUGCAACAGCCCCAUCAAUUGGCGGUCUCAGCGGGCUCAGCAAUUCAAGACCAAUCGCAACUGCCACUUCCAGGAACACCCUCCCCAGGCAGUAGUUCGGCAUCGACAGGUUCGGGCUCGGGUUCAGGAUCAGGAACUGAUACAAUAAAACGUGGUGCAUCACCAGCAUCAGUGAAAAAUGUAAAAAUAUACGAAUCUCCAAGCUCAUACUCAAUAUCCAAACAACAACAACAGCAACAACAACAAUUAAAUGAACCACAAAAAACUCAAGCAACACCAACAACAUUGACAUCAACAACAACAACAAAAGAAAGCAAUAUUGAUAAAACGAAAAGCAACGUUGGCAACAAUGGUAUCCAUGGACCAAAAUCAACCUCAUUCUCCACUACGAGCAGCAGCACCGCCACCACCAGCGCAACUUCUUAUUCUUCUUCUGCUUUGGAACCAGCAUCCAAUUCAUCCUACACCACAUCAUCUGCACGUCACCAAAAGUCAUCAGCAACUUCAUCAUCAUCUUCAUCAGCUACCACUGUUGUGGGUGCUGGCUCAACGACCUCUGGGGCCACCACCUCAUCGGAUGAUUCCGACGAUCUGAUAUCAUACAAAUCCUCGGCGUCGACAAACGCCCUGCUUGCACAAUCCCAGGCAAUGACAACAACUCAGCUCAUGUCGAAGUAUCUGAAGCGGGAGCCACGAGUGACCUUCACUCCUAUCAAGUCUCCAACCACUCCCUCGCCACCAUCUGGGUCAUCGACGGUCCUGAGCCAGGAUAAAACUUCGACGGGCGACAAAACGGACUCGAGUGGUUUUUACUCGGCCCGUGGUUCCUAUCAAUUAAGCUCAAGUCUGAAGACCUUUGGCAGCGGACACGACGACUCCGCAGGCUCAGCCAGCAAGUAUCAUUCUCCAUCGUCGCCAUCUUCGGCCUCAGGUUUGACCUCUUACGGUGGGACCAAGUAUGGCUACACAUCGGCCUCAGAUUCGGUAUCACCAUCGUCGUCGACCUACAGCAAGGCGUCUUCGCCUUCUAAGCCCACCAGUAGCGCUCUUAACAAUCUCUCGUCGUCGGGAUCCGGAACAGCCUCAUCCACGUCAUCAUCGAACAGCCUAGGUAGGAGUUACUUAUACCAAUCCUCAGACACGCCGCCGAAGACGUCAAGUAAUAAUUAUUCUAGCAACACUAUAAACUUAGUUAAUAAGCAGCAGCAACAACAACAAUACGUAGCAAGCCCAGACCGUAGUCAGUAUCAGCAGCAUGCUUCGUCGAGCGCUUCAGGAAUACCAAGCUACUCCAGCAGUAAUGUAUUCUCUAGCUCUAGCAAUGGCGGUAACGCCCUUUUAUACGGAACACUGCCCAAACACACACCUGGCAGUAAUGGCGGCGGUGUCGGCGGCAACGGUGGCAGCGGCAAUGGCAGCAAUAGCAGCAGCACGGCAGCGAUGUUAUCCUCGACAACAUCAUCCUAUUUAUCCGACUCAAUUGGCACAACGGCCAGCAGCAGUGGGGUCAGCUCAAUGGCUGGCUCCGCCAGUAGCUAUGACUUCUACACAAAUCCUAGUAAUACGCGUGCGUUUGGUAGCUCCUCGUCAGCAGCCUCCUCCGGUAACGGCGGCGGCAGUACGGGCAACUAUCAUACGCUAGGUUCAUACAGAGUACAGUAUUCGUCGACUAAUCCAUUUUUGGAGGCCUUCGACCCCCCAGCAACAUCAUCGUCUGUUGCAUUAAACCAUCAUUCGAACUCCAACUCCCAUGAUCGAUCAAUCAUGUUGAGCAACUUUCAUUCAGAUUCAAAAAAUAGCGAUGAGUAUGACGACUUAAAGUAAGAUCGCAGGGAGGUUUACAACAAGUUCUAAUCAUUUAACUUAAACAUUAAACAUGAAUACUUAUAACUUUAAAAAAUAGGGUAUUUUAAGGAGAUAUUAAACCAAAAAUUACAACAAGUCAGUCUUUGCAUUUAAAAAAAUAGUUUUUUCAACAAACAAAAAAUACUGAAAAUAGUUUUCAUGUUUUUCUAUAUAACAUACAUACAACAUGCAGCAUACAAAAAUAUUCUAAAUGACAUUUUUAACUAAGGUUGUCCAAUCGAACAGAAUUUAAAUAGAAACAUUCAUACUAUACCUAAUACAACUUUAUACAUAAUACAAGGACAUGCAUUGAACAUACAUACAACAAAACAUUAUUCGAAAAAGACCAUUUAUAAUAUUAUCAUUUUCGAGUUUGAGACUGCAAGGGCUAUGUAUGCGGAUGUUGAUUGAUGUUUUCAAAGUUCCAAGACCCUUUAAUUGAACGUUAAAGGGUGAAGGAAGAAGUAAUUACUUUGUUCAUUUGACAUGUCUUAGGGGAUUACCAACUUAAAGACGUUUAACUGAAACAAAAAACACAACGUCUUGUAAUGUUCGUUAAGAUUCGUUAAGUUUUGUAAAAUUUAAACGUCAAAUUGCGUUGAAAUAAAACAAUAAUAGUUACUUUUUGUUUUAAACAUAACUUUUGAUAACAUUUCUAUUGGUUUUGACAGUUUUAAAGGUAUAGAGUUCCAAAUUUUGUUUUAUAAGGACUCAAAUCACACUUAACCUAAUGUCAAAAUUGAAAGAAGUUACUGUCAGGACAGUCAAUGGACAGGUUCAGACGCUGUAAGGGACUUGAAAGUAAGUAAAGUUUUUAGCCUCUGAUUGGCCGCCUGCCAAAGAAUUACCUUCCAAUUAAGGCAACCUUAAUUCAAAGUGGACUGGAAAGUUAGUCAAGAAAAAUCUCUCUAACCAUUAAGUCAAGUCUACUUCUAUCGAAAUGACAGUUGAUCUUGUUUUUUCAUUCAACUUAAAGCUGAACAUAAUUACCCUAUGAUUUAUUUAUUUUCUGCACAACUCCAUUUAAUGUUUUCUGUAAAUGGUUUCCUUGUCAAUUCGGAAAAGAAAUAAGUAAUAUUUCUUUACAAUCAAAAUACAAAUCAUGACGGACUUGUAGCUUGCCUGAGGAAUGUUUUUUUGACAAUAAUGUUUGUGGUAGUUUUUGUACUAUGAACAUAAAGUAGUGGUUCACGAAGUAAAGUUCUGAAUUUGAAAUUCAUGUCACUUGAAAAACCAAUUAGUUGCCUUGAUCAAAAAUGUAUUUUCAAAUAAUGAAGCUGCAAAUGAAGUCCCUUAUGUUGUCGGAACUUGCCCAAUACCUAUAUUUGCUUCUGUUAACUAAAGCAAAUGUCAAAAGCAAUGACAUUUGACAGUUUAGAAAGUUCCAAGCUUUUGGAAUAGCUAUUGAUUGAUUUGUUUUCUUUGGUCGUCGUUCCUAGCGCCAGAAAAUAACGGGAAGUAAAAAAGAUUU
Molecule: messenger RNA, 9008 nt
Organism: Eupeodes corollae
Lineage: Eukaryota; Metazoa; Arthropoda; Insecta; Diptera; Syrphidae
Gene: RhoGAP100F
Product: rho GTPase-activating protein 100F
Exons: 13
Coding region: 2132-7516 (1794 amino acids)
Biological process (GO): signal transduction
Molecular function (GO): protein binding
Source: RefSeq, a predicted model, not a curated record